Molecule: messenger RNA, 885 nt
Organism: Triticum dicoccoides
Lineage: Eukaryota; Viridiplantae; Streptophyta; Magnoliopsida; Poales; Poaceae
Exons: 1
Coding region: 1-885 (294 amino acids)
Source: RefSeq, a predicted model, not a curated record
AUGUACCAGCACAAUUGCGCGGACGCCGUCAACCGUGGCGACUUCCUCGUCGGCAACUCCUCUCUCUUCGUCCGCGCCUGGAGGCUUGAGGCGCAUGCUGACAAUGAAGACAUGAUGUACCACGUCCGUUUGUGCAUCGAGGGGAUCCCGGUCCAUGCCUGGAAUGAGUACGUCACUUCGUUCAUCAUCGGCCGUCGGUGCUCCCUCGACUACAUCGAGCAACGGUCUCUGCGCCGGGAGGACACGCGCGACCUGGCGCUCUGGGCGUGGACGUCCGACCCCAACGCCAUUUCUAAGGUGAUGUGGCUCACGCUGCCCGCCCGCGGCCACCGACGCCGCGGCCGGCGCGGCCUAAGACACCGUGUGCUGCUGCACCUGGACCUGCUCGAGGACCACUCCAAGGCGCGGGACGACGACGACGACCCAACACCUCCUGACCUCUACGAGUACACCUGGUUCCACCAUACAGUGGACGGCACGGGGCGGCGGGGUGACAGGCGUGCUGGUCAGGCUAGUGACGUCCAGCGCCCGGUGCGGCGCGACGACGAUGACGACCGCGGCGGCCGCCGCGGCCGUGAUGGCCCCCGCGCGCAGGGCGGUUGGCGCGACCGCAUCCGUUGCUCCCUGUCCGGGGGCGCCCGUGACCGUCAGCGGCAAGAUGGCCAGGAGAGGUCCCGCGAUCGCUCGAGCGGCACGGGCGGGAGGCGCCAUGGCGCUGAAAUUGUGGUCGCCCUGGGCGACGUUGCGCCGGCCGAGGCUCCCUUGGUCCUGACGGGCUCUGGCUCCGCUAGCGACGACUGGGCAUGCGCCUUGGAGCUCCAGCCGGUGCGUGGCCGCAGCCCGGCACGCCAAGGCUCGCCGCGGGCUGCGCGCAGACGCUCCUAG